GCAGCCUGCGCCCAGCUGGAUCUCAUCGACGGCCGAGCGGAGAGACGCGAUGGAGGCGGGGGCUCCUCGCCAAGCCCAGUCCUCCACCCGGCUGCCCUGGCCUCUCAUCGCCGCUGCUUCUGCCCCCCAGCUGUUAAUUCUCCCAAACGAGUCCUCCCUCUUGAUGCUGUUGUUGCUUGUGACUCAAUAGCCCUCAGCCAUGGGCUGGGACGUGCCUGGAUUUGAUUUUUUGGGGCUGGCUAUGCUGGUACAUCUUGGCAUGCUGAGUUCUUCUACCAGGUCAUGCUGCAGGUGCCCAGCUGGCUUCUUUCCUGCAUAAGCCACCACCCAGUCGGGAGAAAGACAAGCUGAACCUGAAGAGGAUGGGAGACGAAUCCAAGGAUCCCUCUGUCGAACCAAGAAGAAGAACAUAAUGCUGACAGCUAUUAAAGAAUUCAGCCCAAUACAUGAACAAAGGACAUAGCAAGUUUUCCCUGUGACUUUCUGAGGACAUUUGCCUUCUCAGAUUCCACUAAGUUGCCCUGCUGUCCCUCUUGAUUGCACCAAAUGACUGAAAAUCCGAUGGGAUCCUAACACAGGCAUCCUCACGGGCCCUCGCUGUAACCAGUGCUGGGGAAGUGUGACCAAGCCAUGGGGAGUAUCUACCAGUUCUACUUCGACACGUCGAAGAUCUUUGAGCACUACAACUACACCAAGGAUAAGCUGGAGAAUGAUGAGUCCCCUUCCCUCCCCAGUACCGCUGUUGCCAUUAUUGUACUUUGCUGCUUCAUCAUCUUGGAGAACCUGCUGGUGCUUAUCUCUGUCUGGAGGAACAAGAAGUUCCACUCUGCAAUGUUCAUCUUCAUUGGCAACCUGGCCUUUUCGGACCUGUUGGCAGGCUCGGCCUUCAUUGCCAACGUUGUCCUUUCAGGCCCAGCCACCUUCCACCUCACCCCAGUCCAGUGGUUUGUGCGGGAGGGCACUGCCUUUGCUACACUGGCUGCCUCAGUCUUCAGCUUGUUGGCCAUUGCCAUAGAGCGACAUGUGGCCAUCACCAAGGUGAAGGUCUAUAGCAGUGACAAGAAUUGCCGGAUGGUGUUCCUAAUUGGGGCCUGUUGGGUCAUCUCCGCUGCCAUCGGUGGGCUACCCAUCCUUGGUUGGAACUGCAUGGCUGAUCUGGAAAAAUGCUCCACUGUCCUCCCUCUUUACUCCAAACAGUACAUCCUCUUUGUGGUCUUGAUCUUCACCAUCAUCCUUUUCUCCAUUGUGAUCCUCUACGUCCGGAUCUACCGCAUUGUCCGUUCCAGCCAUGCUGAGAUGGCCGGCUCCCAAACAGUGUCCUUGCUCAGGACUGUCACCUUUGUCCUGGGAGCUUUCAUCAUCUGCUGGUUGCCAGCCUUCAUCAUUCUCUUGGUGGACGUCUCUUGCGCCACGAAGUCAUGCCCCAUCCUUUACAAGGCGAAAUACUUCUUUGCCUUUGCUACCCUCAAUUCAGCCAUCAACCCACUCAUCUACACCCUCCGCAGCAAGGACAUGAGGAAGGAGUUCCUGCGAGUGCUCUGCUGCUGGGGGAUGAUGGGGCAAGGGAAGCCCUCCGAGCGUUGCAUGAUCCCUCUCCGCAGCUCCAGCUCCUUGGACCGCUGCACACAAAAACAGGACCUCCCCACUUCACCUUUCAUGAAGGAGCAUUCCACGUUUGUGUGAAAAGACACAAGGGAGGGGACUACAUAGUAGGAAGAAGGAAAGCAGUGGGGUGAAAUAGACCCCAGAGAAGGCGGUACAAAGGCAAUGUGGUACAAGGUGUGUGAAAAGAACAUCUUGGUGAUCAGAUACACCAAGCGUGGACUGAAAUGGAGAUGUCCAUGUGUUCACUAGACCUGCACAGUAUUAUAACUUUCUGUUUGACGUGUGUGUGUGAGAGAGAGAAGUGACUGAAUGACUGACUAAUGGGCUGACUGACUUAAAGUGUGGGGUUGCUGUAAAGCUAUCAAUAUGGUACGAUUUCUCUGUUCUAGCAGGGGCUUUGUCACUCUGAACAUCCGUAUUUUUGUCUGUCCUAUAGCUGAGGGUCAAACUAGACCUUAAGUAGGAUGGGCACUCCCUCUUAAGGAAAACUUUUCUUCCCUGUGGUGGGAUUUCCUCAGAGAUAAUCCGUUUGGGCCAUCAGACUUAUCAAUUCAACUUAGUUUUAUGUGUCAGCAAUCAUUAACAAAGCAAAGCUCAAGAAAUGCAAGGUAUGCAGAUGAGGAAAAGUACUUGCGACAACAAACAUGUUAUCUAGUUUGACCCUCAGAAACAUGCUUUCAUCUUUCCUUUCUUCCAAAAACGUUCUUUUCUUCUUUCCUAUGAAGCAGUAACCAGUCACUGUCAUCUUUUCCUGAUUUGUCCUUAGCAG
Molecule: messenger RNA, 2374 nt
Organism: Anolis sagrei ordinatus
Lineage: Eukaryota; Metazoa; Chordata; Lepidosauria; Squamata; Anolidae
Source: RefSeq, a predicted model, not a curated record